Molecule: messenger RNA, 1252 nt
Organism: Lethenteron reissneri (Far Eastern brook lamprey)
Lineage: Eukaryota; Metazoa; Chordata; Hyperoartia; Petromyzontiformes; Petromyzontidae
Product: corepressor interacting with RBPJ 1-like
Source: RefSeq, a predicted model, not a curated record
CUCUGGCGACGCCGCCAUUUUGCUGGGCCCCGCGGUGAUGGUGACGACUCGGCCGCGCCAGAGCGGGUGACGGCUGUGACCCGGAGCUGUGUUGAGUGAUGGCGGAUCAGGGUGACAGGAAGCGCAAGCACAGCUGGGGGGAGAGCAGGGAGCGGAGGGAGAGCAGGGACAGCCGGGAGAGCCGGGGAAGCCGGGAGAGCAGGGAGAGCGCCAGCACCUCCAGGAGAGAGCGCGAUGAGCGAGAGAAGGAAAAACGCAAGCGAAAGAGGAGUCGGAGCAGGAGCCGUUCCUCGUCCGUGUCGUCCUCAUCAUCAUCUGCGUCCUCCUCCUCCGCCUCCUCCGCCUCAUCCUCAUCCACAUCCUCAUCGUCGUCCUCCUCGUGCUCACAGAGCAGCUCUUCCAGUGCUGAAUCCGACAAGAAAAAAAGAAAGAAAAUAAAGAAAGAGAAAAACAGCAAAAAGAAAGAUAAGAAGGACAAGAAGAAGAAGAAAAAGAAGAAGACUAAGAAGCCACACAAGAGCAAGACCGAGGGCGAUGGCGAGGGCCCCGUCCAGCUGUCGAAGUUCUUGAAGCGUAAGAAUAAGAAGUACAGCAUGGUCACGGGGAGGAAGAUCAAGAUGAAGGUGAAGAAGUCAAAAGCUGACAAAGAGCGAGACAGGAAUCGGGCAGAGCUGCUCAAAUUCCUGAACCAAUCCAUUUGAAGGCGGGAAAGUGUCUCUCACGCUCAAGGAGGGUUGGAUCAGUUCAUCUUACAGUCGGGCGCCGCGUCCCUCGUGUGGAGAUGGAGUCACCUCUACGCAGACGGAGCCGCCGCCCGCAAAGGGUGGAACCACUCGUGGAGAGUCUCGAGUUCUGUUCCUGCCGAUCCACGUUCCGUCUGGUGAAAAAGUAAAAAUCCCCACGAUCGGGGAGCACAUGCCCGCCCGUGCGGAGAGAAGAGAGCUCAUUUCACUCUUCCCAUGGUGUGGUGGCGUUUGUUUGGUUGGGACCGCGGGAAAUAAUGUUUAUGUAUUAAAGUUUUUUUAAAGCAACCGGUUCCUCCUUGGCAUCAGUGUCGCGUAAGUCAUCGAGCUCGCUCGACGCGGUGUAAAGCGUUAUCUCCCCCCCGCCCCCCAACCGCACACGCACAAGUGCGGACUGUCGCCAGUUGUAAAUAUGAACUCGUUGUAGUCGAACGCAUCUCGCUGAUCAAGAAGGCCGCUUCCAGUUGUAGGCGGCAAUGGGAAUGUGACGAUUAAAAGCAAAGAAAAAC